Molecule: messenger RNA, 378 nt
Organism: Lucilia sericata (common green bottle fly)
Lineage: Eukaryota; Metazoa; Arthropoda; Insecta; Diptera; Calliphoridae
Gene: sloth2
Product: protein brawnin
Exons: 1
Coding region: 38-196 (52 amino acids)
Biological process (GO): mitochondrial respiratory chain complex III assembly
Source: RefSeq, a predicted model, not a curated record
UCAAAUUUCUUAAAUUUACACUGCUUUCUUUAUCAGGAUGCCUGCUGGUGUGUCGUGGGGUCAAUACCUUAAAUUUAUGUCGUGUGCUUUACUAUCAAUGAUGGCCGGAUCUCAAUUGGUCCAUAUGUACUACAAACCCCUUCAAGAUUUAGAUUCAUAUAUUGAGCAGGAAAUGAAACAGGCCAAAAAAACGUAACGGAAAUUAACAUAUGCAUGGGUCUAUGAUUCCAAAUUUGCUGUAAAUAACGACUUAAAACGAAAAUAUAUAUAUGUACGCUUAUACCACAAAUAUUUUUUUUGCGGAAAACAAGAUUUUAACACAAAUGUGUCUGCAUAUACCUAUGUAGGUUUGAUAAAAUAAAAUACAUUUGCAAGUAA